This is a messenger RNA of Musa acuminata subsp. malaccensis (wild Malaysian banana), 455 nucleotides long. The record is from RefSeq and is a predicted model, not a curated record. Lineage: Eukaryota; Viridiplantae; Streptophyta; Magnoliopsida; Zingiberales; Musaceae.
AUGGGUGACAUGACACUAUUGGAAUCGCUUGACUUAUCAGUGAACAGUCUCACAGGGGAGAUACCUUCGAGCUUUUCUUCAAUGCAUUUCCUCGCUCGUUUGAAUCUAUCUUACAACAACUUAUCAGGAAAAAUACCAACGAGUGGUCAAUUGUCGACCUUUGACUUGUGGACAUAUGUGGGUAACAAAGACCUUUGCGGUACGCCACUGCCAGCUUGCCCUGUUUAUCAAACUCCACCUGACGCUAGAGUUAAACAUGAAGAUGAUGAGAAGCUCGAAAAAUUAUUGGAGUACACCAGUGUUGUGGUUGGAUUUGUUGUUGGCUUUUGGCUGUUUAUUGGCACGCUCAUCAUGAAGCAGGCCAUCAGAUUCACUUUCUUCCGAUGGAUCGACAAGGCUAGCGACUUGAUCUAUGUUCAGUUUGCAGUUAAGCUUGCGAAGCUCAAAUCCAAAUG